CCUCUUGUCCCUAUAUAAACACUCUCAACUAUCUAACCCCUUACAUUUUUGCUCACAAAAUUCCCAUCUCUCUCCAAAUGGGAAAAGAGAAAAAAUUAUCAAAAUCCAGAACAAUGACACCAAAUAUCGUGGCCAAUUUCCGAAGAUCUCUUUCUUUUCCAAAUCAUCCUAACCAUUCAAACAAACCCAAAAAAACCUUCCAUGUCCGAUCAGCUAGUCUUCCUUGUCGAUCUCAUCCUUUAAUUUCUCAGCUCAAAGAUGAUUUAAACGAGCUUAAAUCAUGGGCUUUAAAGCCCGAAAAUCGAUCUUCAGCUUGGCUUUGUGAUGGAUUGAAUCAACUCAAGAUUGUUCAUGAGUCUCUUGACGAUCUUCUUCAGCUUCCACAAACUCGUGAAUCUUUACAUGGCCAUUCUGAUUUGGUCGAGAAGCUUCUAGAUGAUUUCCUUCAUUUUGUUGACGUUUAUGGAAUUUUUCAGACAUUGAUUCUCACGUUCAAGGAAGAGCAUUUAGCUGCUCAGGUAGCUGUAAGGCGCAAAGAUGAAUCCAAGAUUGCUUCCUAUGCAAAAGCUUUGAGAAAAAUGGCUAAAGAAAUGGAAAAACUUGUGUCUAACGUGCAAUGUAUAGGAAAAUACAUUGUGCCUCAACAAUGUGUACCAGUGCCAGAUGGAGAUGCAGAACUAGCAGAAGUCAUGAAAGAUAUUAUAGAAGUGACAGAAUUGGUUUCUGUUGCACUUUUUAAUGGACUUGGGGUAUCAAUGGCAUUUCCAAAACCAACUUGCUCUUGGAUUGGAUUAGGAAAGAAAACCAAGAAAGUGAAAGAAGAUGAAGGUAUCGUGGAAUUUGUAGAAAUGGGAUUGGAGAGUUUAUUUUGGGGUUUGAGAAAGAAAGACGAUGAAGAAGUGAAAAUGGUGUCUAUAAAAUUGCAUGAAUUGGAAGAUUGUAUUUGUGGAAUUGAAAGUGGUGGGGAGAAAGUUUUUAGGAGUUUACUUAAUGCAAGAGUUUCAUUGCUCAAUGUAUUCACACAAUAGAGGGCGAAAGAAAUGAUAGACUCCCGAUAUACAAGGCAUCUCAAGUUCGUGCAAGGUUCGGGGAAGAGCCGCACCCCAAGGAAUGUGAUGUAGACAAUAUACCCUAAUACAAGCAUUAGUGGUUGCUUCCAUUGUUCGAAUCCGUGACCUAUAUAUAAUAUGGAGACAACUUUACCGUUGCUCCAAAACUCUGUAUGAUUAAAUAAUGAUGCAUAGAUAUAUAUUUUUUUUCUUUAAGUUUUCAUCGCAGAUCGUCUUUGAUAUGUUAUUUUUUAGGAAUUCUUUGUUUUGUUUAAUGGAGGAAGACAAGUUUACUGUUGAAUAUAUACUGAAGUUUCUUGUUAA
Messenger RNA from Nicotiana tabacum (common tobacco), 1373 nucleotides. The record is from RefSeq and is a predicted model, not a curated record. NCBI's taxonomy places the organism in Eukaryota, Viridiplantae, Streptophyta, Magnoliopsida, Solanales, Solanaceae.